Molecule: messenger RNA, 4072 nt
Organism: Coturnix japonica (Japanese quail)
Lineage: Eukaryota; Metazoa; Chordata; Aves; Galliformes; Phasianidae
Gene: NCBP3
Product: nuclear cap binding subunit 3
Cellular component (GO): nucleus
Molecular function (GO): mRNA binding; RNA 7-methylguanosine cap binding
Source: RefSeq, a predicted model, not a curated record
GCGCUGCCGUCUCUGUGGUGUCUCUGGGAGGUGACGCUCUGCACCGCGGCUGGGCCGUCUCGUUGGCCGGGCGGAGGGCGGGCUCGGGGAGUCAUGGCGGCCGUGCGGGGCCUGCGGAUUUCGGUGAAGACUGAAGCGACGGCGACAAUGGCAGAACCCCGCGGCACUGAGCCUGAACCUAUGGAGGUGGAAGAAGGCGAGCUGGAAACCAUCCCCGUGAGGCGAUCGCUCCGUGAGCUCAUCCCGGUGAGGGACGGGCAGGGGGAGCGAAGGAGGGACCGGCACCUGAGGGGGGGCAGGGACACUAGUAGGAGAUACGAAAACAAAGCUGGAAGUUUCAUUACUGGAAUAGAUGUAACAUCCAAGGAAGCGAUUGAGAAAAAGGAACAAAGAGCAAAGCGCUUCCAUUUUCGAGCUGAAGUGAAUCUUGCCCAAAGGAAUGUAGCUCUGGAUCGAGACAUGAUGAAGAAAGCAAUUCCUAAAGUGAGACUGGACACAAUCUACAUUUGUGGGGUGGAUGAAAUGAGUACUCAGGACAUCUUUGCCUAUUUCAAAGAGUAUCCUCCUGCUCACAUUGAGUGGUUAGAUGAUACUUCAUGCAAUGUGGUCUGGCUUGAUGAAGUAACAGCAACACGGGCUCUAAUAAACAUGAGUUCCUUUCCUGAUCAAGAGAAACCAAAAGGCAGAGAAAACAGUGAAGAGAAGACAGCAGAAAAAAACAAGAAAGAAAAACAGGAGGAAAGUACUGAUGAUGAGACAGAAGAAGGCGAGGUUGAGGAUGAAAAUCCAAGUGACAUUGAGUUGGAUGCCCUCACCCAGGUAGAAGAGGAUUCUCUCCUGCGUAAUGAUCUUCGCCCUGCCAAUAAACUGGCUAAAGGAAACAAGCUAUUCAUGAGAUUUGCUACUAAAGAUGACAAAAAAGAACUGGGAGCUGCAAGGAGAAGCCAGUAUUACAUGAAAUAUGGCAAUCCCAAUUAUGGAGGCAUGAAGGGGAUUCUUAGUAACUCUUGGAAACGGAGAUACCAUUCACGUCGAAUCCAUCGGGAUGUGAUAAAGAAAAGGACGCUUAUUGGGGAUGAUGUUGGCCUGACUCCUCCUUACAAACAUCGGCACUCUGGGUUGGUAAAUGUUCCCGAGGAGCCUAUCGAGGAGGAAGAGGAGGAGGAAGAAGUUCAGGAUAUGGAUGAAGAUGACAGAGUGGUUGUAGAGUACCGUGAUGAUUUACAACCUUUCAAACAGUCCCGAGACCGUGGUACGGCGAGACGAUCGAGUGCAAGUGCAUCUGAUUCUGAUGAAAUGGACUAUGAUCUUGAACUGAAAAUGAUAUCGACCCCCUCUCCCAAAAAGAGCAUGAAAAUGACAAUGUACGCAGAUGAAGUGGAAUCACAACUGAAAAAUAUUAGGAAUUCCAUGCGAGCAGAUAGCAUAGCAACCAGCAAUGUGAAAAACAGGAUUGGUAGCAAAGGAUUAUCAGACAAAGUUGUUGAUGUAAGACUACUGUUAGAAGAAAAACGUCAGAAUAACAACGGGCUGCGCCAGCCAAACAGUAUCGUGAAGUCAGAUGUGCGGCAAAGACUGGGAAAAAGACCUCAUUCCCCAGAAGUUAAACCUCCAAGCAGUAUCUCUGCUACUCGUCGAGAACCAAUAUCAGAUGUGCACAGCCGGUUGGGAAUCCCCAAGCAGGAUGUAAAAGGCCUCUACUCUGAUACCAGAGAGAAGAAAUCAGGUAAUUUAUGGACCCGGUUAGGGUCUGCUCCGAAGACGCAAGAAAAGACUUCAGAUAAACCUGAAAACUCCGUGGCACCUCCAGAGGAAGAUGAUUCAGAGCUCCAGCGGGUUUGGGGUGCUCUCAUUAAGGAAAAAGAGGAGUCUCGGCAAAAAAAGAGUCGACUGGAUAAUUUACCUUCUCUACAAAUUGAAAUCAGCCGAGAAAGCAGUUCUGGAUCAGAUACUGAAUCCUGAUUUUACACUUUGAUCCUCAAGAUCGUGACUCUGCAGUGAGGCAAAGAUUUCCUUUGCCCAAAAGCUGAACACUGGCAAAGACUGCAGUGAAGGUUCCAGAAAUGUCUCAGUUCCUUUUAUACACAAAUAGAGAUGCAUAUGCCACUUGAAACCUAAAGCAAUCAUGUUUGUCUGGAGUCUGUGGUUGGCCCUGUGUUAUGUAGGGCAUUGUCUUAUAUGUUAAUUACAGCAAACCUGUAGUUAAUUCUAGCCAAACGCUUUUCCCUAAACUCUGAAUUUAAAAGAAGAGGGAGAAACACUCUGUAUUUUUAAGAAGACCUUUUUGUUCUUAAUAUUUUUAACAUGGAAUCUUUUAACAAAAUGUUUUACACAGUUCAUCCAAAGAACAGGGCAUUUCACAGUCAGCACCAUUGCCUUGCCCUUCUGGCACUUACCAGCACCUUUCCUCUUCAAGUAAUAACAAUAAUGCUUCCUUGGGUAAGCAGCCAGCAAGGAGAAAGCAUAAAGGGACUGUCACGUUUCCUUCCUCCAAAAUAAUGAAUGUAAAUCCAACGCUGUAGUAUAGUGAGGUUUCAUGCGGUAUCCAUAUAGCAUCACUGCUCUCCAGGACUUCAUCUGUUUGUUUUGGUGGUACUGAGUUCUGCUGUAAGCAAAAAUUGCAGUGUUUCAGACUGCAAAGUUGGUUGAGAGAAUUGUGCAAAUUCCUGAAGGUUUUUCUUAUCUUUUUUUUUUCCUAGUUACAUAUUGAGAAAUUCUCUCAUCCAAUUGUAUUAUUACGUUUUGAAGAAAUCUUAACAGUUGAAAAACUUCCAUUUUUAUACUUGUGGAAAUUUCCCGUUGGCCAUGGUGAGAAAAAAAGCUCUAGUGAUGUUUUCCUGUGUGCUGUUUAAACUACCCAUAUAUAUCACUGAAAGAGAAAAGGAAAACUAUCAGAUUGCUGUCCCAUGUCAGUAUUUUGGAGUGUUCUUGUAUAUUACAUGUGGAUGUGCACCUGGUUGACUUGUUACAUUCAGCUUUUUAUUUCUUUACCCGCGUAUCCUCUCUACAUAAAGGUUUGAUCAGAGUGCAGCUGCAGUUUUUUUCCCUCUCAUUGCCUGUGGCACAUAUAUUGAUUGCCAGUCAUACUGAAUGAGUUCUAAUGAUAGCACAGGAGCAGGCUGCCCAGGGAGGUUGUGGAUGCCCCGUCCUUGGAGGUGUUCAAGGCCAGGUUGGACGGGGCCCUGGGCAACCUGAUCUAGUAAAGGUGUAUGUUUGGUGGCCCUGCCAGGCAGGGGGUUGGAACUACAUGAUCCUUGAGGUCCCUUCCAACCCGGGUCAUUCUGUGAUAGCACAUUGUGUUCUGCUGGUGGCAAAAAAGACACCCCACCAUUGUCUGUUAUGUUUUUGACCCUCUGAAGAUGUUCGCUUUGUCUUUAAGUCUGUUCAUCCUGGAUAACAUCCUAAGUUCAUCCUUCAUAACCCUGGCUGGGGUUAUGUGUAUAUAAACACCUGAAGGGAGAACGCAAAGAGAGCUGAGCUAUCUUCAUUGGUGAUAAGAUGGGAUAAGAGGCAGAAGGCACAAAGUGGAACACAGAAGGUUCUGUCUGAACUUGAAGAAGCACUUCUUUACUGCGUGGCUGAUGGAGCACUGGCUGCUCAGGGAACUUGUGGAGCUUUGACAUCCUUGGAGCUGUCAGCAGCUGCCUGGACACACCGCAUGGCCCUGUUCAUGCAGGGGCUGCCAGGUGACCUCAAUAUCCCUUCCAUCUUAUGAUUGUAUCCCUACUUCCCAUGUUCUAUCAGUCCUGAAUGUCUGUAUCUCUCUCCUAUUUGCCUUUUAGCAUUUAUUUUCCCCCCUCUUCCUCUCUUUGUUUUGUGUUUUUGGUUAUUUGGUUGGUUUUCUAAGUUGGAAUAGGUUUGAAGUUGCAUCAAAGGAGUCUGCAGUUCUUCUUACUGCUUUAAUUAAAGGGGAAGUGGAAGGUACAGCAAUGAGAAAUGGAAACCAGGGACUGUCUGGUUUUCACAUCUUGUUUUGUGACACCCCACUGUUUAUAUUUAAUUAUUAAAUAUAUAAAUAUGGCUCAUCCAAGUGCUGUUGAGAGUAAAGCACUGCAGUGUCUGAUCACCGUAA